This is a messenger RNA of Exophiala xenobiotica, 3190 nucleotides long. RefSeq lists its product as uncharacterized. Gene Ontology annotation, biological process: mitotic cell cycle; establishment of meiotic spindle localization; spindle organization. The record is from RefSeq and is a predicted model, not a curated record. Gene Ontology annotation, molecular function: protein binding. The transcript has a single exon. Gene Ontology annotation, cellular component: spindle pole. Bases 50 to 3070 code for a protein of 1006 amino acids. Lineage: Eukaryota; Fungi; Ascomycota; Eurotiomycetes; Chaetothyriales; Herpotrichiellaceae.
CAUAGACUUCCAGCGACAAUAGAAAGAAUGCUCGAUCGAGGUUGACAGCAUGUUGCAAUCCCUCUCAGGAACACCGUGCCCCGUCCCGCCAUCGAGAGUGGAGGAUUCCACCAUCAGCUCUACCGAAGACGAUACAACCCAGAACAUCGAAUUCACCUCAGCUUUCUCAACAUUGAAAAAUACCAAACCGCGUCGAUUACCCAAUGCAGCUCGAAAACCUACCCAUGCGGUAGAUUUCGCAAUUUACGAAGACGCCGAAAUUGCUGGCGGGAAGCAGAAAGCAUUAUUAGGCCAGCCGGCAAGACGGAGCGUUAUAUCACACACGCCUCAACGACACAACGUCAAUGCGAGGGUAUCAUUUGCACCUGCUAUUGCAGAACAAAGCCAUGUGACGGCCGCUCCGUCCAAACCAUUCAGUAGACUCACACAAGCACCACGAAGACCUAUCAUCAAGCAUGAGGAUACGAGAGGAAAACUGCCUCUACCGAGCCUGCCCGAAGAUGUCACCACCAAUCUGAAUAUGACUUCCACCAGGGUGCUAAAACCGGCGCGACGUGGCACGAUAUACAUACCGACCGAGGAUACCACGAUGCCAAGCAUGUACAUGGGCAUCUUCAGUCCUAUCAAGAACCUCAAUGCCAGUGUCAGCCCAGACGCACACCGAGCCGAGACGGAGAUCACGGGCAUCGCCGCGCAGAUGGCCAAGAAGAGGACCGGACGACGAUCGAUGAUUACUUUGUCGCCGAAGCGUGGCGGUCCACUUCAGCUCUCCUCGAGAAACCUCCAGGAAACUGCUAUCGUUGAGGAUCGGCAGGGACAGGGCGGCGGCAAGGAGAAUGUGCCGCCUGGACAUGCCGAACACGCUGCACAUGCCUCUUUUACAGGCUCGAAGGCCGAGAAGCACGCUGUAAAAGCGAAGCGUCAAACGAUAAGUUGUCCUCCAGCGAGGGACCAUAUGAAGCACGAGCUGGAACCGUCAAUAUCGAGGUUAUACGGGCAAACUGCCAGUUCGAUGGGAAGGGUGGUGGACAAGAAGGCAACUCGAGUCGGUGCGAAGCCAGGAUGGAAUUCUGGUGCUCGCGUUAGGACGAGUCAGCCGGUGCCUAUCAAAACAGCACCUCCUCCACCACAGCUUCAGGACAAGGCUGUCGCCAGAAAGGCUUCGGUUCCAAGUCGCUUCAUCAUUCCCAACCUCAGAUCAGAGCCACUCAUCGAGGCGUAUCCGGUGCUCGCCGAAGACCUCGCUUCUACCUCAAUGUACGAGGAUAGUUGGCUGAAUCAUCAGGAAAUCGCCAUCACUCAGCUUGUCAACAAUCUUUUUGCGUCGUCGUCUCCGACGUCUUGUCACGCCGACGAUGGCAUGUUCAGGAUUCGAUUGCUGGAGAUCUACGGUAGCACCGAUCAUGCAAUGCUGCAUAAGAGAUUGCAGGGAGCUUUGUUGUAUGGUGCACUGAGUAUACCGCAGGAUGUCCUCAAAGGAGCCAAACAGUUGAGCAACGACUUGGGCAAGCGGAAAGCCUUUACCGAUUUGUGGCUCGAAACAUAUGACCUUCGUUCCCUUCGGGCUGCAGUUGAGGUUGUGUUUGCGAGACAGUGCAGCAUACCCACAAGAGUAUCUUCUCCAACGAGGAGAAGCCUCGACAAGGAAGACGCCGCUAUCCGCCGUGCUUUGCAACGAUUCAUAGAGGCCUUACUCAUCCGGAAUGAGGACGGGCGCCCAGAUAACGCUUCCAUGGAUCGCGACUCCUGGUCAUAUCAGCGGACAGUCCUUCGCAGCUUGAUGGUUAUCUCACUACUUGAUGCGACUAAGAUUUCAUCACCACAGGUUGUCAGCUCCUGCCUGUUUCAAGCUUCUUCACCAUAUAAGUCUUCUGUCGAUGUCGUCAAAGCUCUUUUCCAGCUCUUGAACCCAAGCGCCGGAGAUCCUGUUCGUGCCUUGAGUCAUGUCGGCUACAACGUCUCACACGCACAGUAUCCCCUGGAGGAAUACGCGUACAACAUCAACAACCUGGCGGUUGAUCUGCGUGAUGGUGUACGGCUGACGAGAUUAGUGGAGUUGCUCCUUUAUCCGUCUGCAUCACAGCUACUGGAUCAUGCAAAUGACCCCGACUCGACGACCACUGUUCUCUUGCCAACUGGAGAAUUGCUUUCAUUGACCGAGGGACAAAAUAAUUGGCCUCUGUCUCAACACCUCAAAUUCCCCUGCCUAGGUAGGGCAACCAAACUAUACAAUGUCCAGAUUGCACUCACCGCACUGCAAGGGGUCAAAGGAAUGGGCGGCCUAGUGCAUGAUGUCCGUCCCGAGGAUAUCGUGGACGGUUUUCGUGAAAAGACCGUCAAGCUACUUUGGGGACUGACUAGCAAAUGGGGCUUGAGUGGGCUGCUGGAGUGGGCUGACGUUGAGCGGGAGAUAAAGAGACUUUGUCGGCUGAGUGCAAAUCACGACAAUGACUUUUUCGACAUUCUCGAAGACGGAGACGAAGACGAUCCAGCGCGGUACAAGUUGAUGCUGAAGUCUUGGGCCCAAGCUGUUGCUAGCAGGAAAGGACUUGUAGUGAACAACUUGACGACCAGCUUUGCAGACGGUAAAGUGUUCGAGGCUAUCGUGGACGAAUAUGAAGGAUAUAUCAGCAACCGGGGCCAGGUCGAGAAAGCCCAGUCCCUGUGUGACCGACUGAGAGGGCUGGGGUGCAGCGAACAAUUCUCGACUCUUUUCUCGGCCUCGCAGACUGACUCGAAUCACAUGCACAUUUUUGACCGCGACUUCGUCCUAGCAGCUCUCGCGUUCCUGUGCUCAAGGCUGCUGGCGCCCUCGAAAGCUGUGAGAGCUGCUGUCACGAUACAGAAAGCAUGGCGAGCGCAUUGGGCGAGAAUGAUUGACUUGAGAAAGAGGCGCUUGAAGAUCGUGGCUGAGGACUGUGCGGAAGCUGUCCUCCGCAGAAGCGAGGCUGGAGAGGCGUCGCUCAAACGAGAUGAGGAGAGCAAGAUAGUGUUACAAGGCACAGACCGAGAGGCUCUGUACCAAUACCAACAGGAGCCCAAGGAAGAGGAUAUUUGGCUCGGUUUGUGAUAGAUUCGAGCAGGAGACGUGGUAGGAACGAGCAGGGAAAGCUUUACUCCCAUCGGUAGAGAUCUGUCCUUGUGACGAUGAGUGCAUGAUAAUUAUCCUUAAUGCAUCAGAGAGGUCGUG